GAACUCCCCCAUCCACCCUCUCCCUCUCCCUCUCCCUCUCGUCUAAAACCCUAACCCUAGCUCUUCCGCUCCAAUCAAAAAAUUCUGUCCAAAUCCCUAACCCUAGCCGUAGAGAAGCAAAACCUAACCCUAGACAAGCGAGGGGGAUGGCGACGAUCAGCUUGCGGAAGGGGAACACGCGGCUUCCGCCGGAGGUGAACCGGGUUCUGUACGUUCGGAACCUGCCCUUCAACAUCUCCAGCGAGGAGAUGUACGACAUCUUCGGCAAGUACGGCGCCAUCCGUCAGAUCCGCAUCGGCAACAGCAAGGACACACGUGGCACCGCCUUCGUCGUCUACGAGGACAUCUACGAUGCAAAGACAGCAGUCGAUCACUUGUCCGGCUUCAACGUCGCCAACCGAUAUCUCAUCGUCCUCUACUACCAGCAGGCCAAAAUGUCUAAGAAGGUGGACCACAAGAAGAAGGAAGAUGAGCUCGCCAAGAUGCAGGAGAAGUACGGCAUCUCCAAAGAUAAGUAGCCGUUGAUCCCGGUCUCUUCCUUUCUUCUCAAUUCUGAUAUAAUUACAAUGGGUCGAGGGCGGGGGAUGCAAGUAGCGUCCUUUUCUUGAGAUUGGAAUUUGAAUUGGUUUUUUUUUUCUUUCAAAUGUCUGUCUUUCUUCUAUUGUGGUUGUAUGGAUAUAGAAAAAGGUUAGAGAUGGUAGAUGUGAAUUGUGUGUAUGAUAUCUGAAAAAUGGAGUUUGGACCGUUGAUUUUUGCUAAAAUGACAAGGAGAGUAUGGUUGUGAAA
Molecule: messenger RNA, 786 nt
Organism: Magnolia sinica
Lineage: Eukaryota; Viridiplantae; Streptophyta; Magnoliopsida; Magnoliales; Magnoliaceae
Product: splicing factor 3B subunit 6-like protein
Exons: 1
Coding region: 147-518 (123 amino acids)
Biological process (GO): mRNA splicing, via spliceosome
Cellular component (GO): catalytic step 2 spliceosome; U2 snRNP; precatalytic spliceosome
Molecular function (GO): RNA binding
Source: RefSeq, a predicted model, not a curated record